This is a messenger RNA of Numida meleagris (helmeted guineafowl), 850 nucleotides long. Its product is annotated as splicing factor, proline- and glutamine-rich-like. The record is from RefSeq and is a predicted model, not a curated record. Lineage: Eukaryota; Metazoa; Chordata; Aves; Galliformes; Numididae.
CAAUGCGUGGGUGUAGAUAGUGCUGAUAAGACACGUUUUACACCCCCCCUCAACCCAAAACACCUCCUGAAGAAUGUGGGGUCCCUGCUUCACCCCACGGAUGCUGACAUUUGGGAGGGGGGGGUUAUUUUACCACCCCCACAGCCCCCCCCCUCAAAGAACCUACUCCUCCAAACUGUCCCCCCACUCACAUGGCACUGAACGAGGGACCGCAAAGCCCCGCCCACUCUGCCUCUAACCCCGCCCACUCUGCCUUUAACCACGCCCCCUUCCGGCAUGACCACGCCCCCUUCUCCACGUAACCCCACCUCCCUAGCAAGCGACGAGCCAAUCAGGCCACGCCCUCUCGCCUAUCAGCACUCCCCUAUCUGGCUAAACCCCGCCCUUUCAUUCUAACCACGCCCCCUCCAUCUGCGCAGCCAAUAGGGCCACGCCCCUUCCAUUUAGCCCCGCCUCCGGCCCCGCCCCCGGCCGCCAUGGCGCGGCCACCCGCCUCCGCCCCUUGGCCGGACUCCCGGCAUGCCCCGCGCCGGGGGGGCCCUUCUCAACCCACCCCCCCGCUCCCCCCACCCUUAGACCCCCCCCUCGACCCUCCCAACCCCCCCCCGGGGGCCUGGCUCCUUCCUGAGUCCCCCCCCGAGGUCUGGCUCCCCGGGGGGACCCCCUGGCUCCCGGGGGGUGGUGUUUGGGUUGAAGGGGGGGGGCCAGACCCCACCGUGCCCCCCCCCGGGGGGGGGUCUCGCCGGGUGCUGUUCGCCGACGCUUUGGGGCUGCCCCUCGCCAGCCUCCGGCAAUACCCACCUGGGCCCCCCCGGGGGUUUGGGGGGACCCCCCCGGGGUUGGGACCCAG